Messenger RNA from Caenorhabditis briggsae, 927 nucleotides. The transcript is spliced from 7 exons. Lineage: Eukaryota; Metazoa; Nematoda; Chromadorea; Rhabditida; Rhabditidae. Bases 1 to 927 code for a protein of 308 amino acids. The record is from RefSeq and is a predicted model, not a curated record.
AUGAGCCGCGAGAAAAUGCAGCAGAGCUCAGAGCAACGUUCCUUCAAUGUGAUAGAUGCGAACGAGGAGGAAGAUGUUAAUAGAGUUUCCAUGUAUUCUCCUGAUCCAUCUCCAAUCAACUCUCCCAACGUAUCCAGCAUUCCAACUACUCACUUUGUUCCAGUUACAGUCUUUUUAGAGCUUGAGAGUGUUAGCCAGUUUCUCAUUGCUGUUACUAUCAACAAAAAUAUGGUUAUCACAGGUGUUAAACGAGAAUUAAUGGCAUGUUUCAUGCCUGGAGAUCACGUCUCUGGUAUCAAUGAAAUCUCAAUUUGGAAUCGAACUCAACUAGACAAGAAUUGGGUUCGAGCUAAAACUGCAAUCAGUUUCGGCCUACUUGUUGGAGAUCAACUGUUAGGAAUCAAUGAUGAGUUGUUGGUUGGAAACCGAACAAAGGACUUGUACACACAGGCCAAAACCCUAAUGCGUAAAGCUAGAAAACUCGAAUUCAUCGAAAUGAUAGCAUGCCGUCCAAUAUUAGUCCGUAGCUCUCCAGCUCCAAGUGUCGAUGGAGAACUGGCAAUGAAAGCUGCUGCGAAAACAGUAACAUCCACUAACCCAGAAGCUAAGCAAGAGAAAAAAGUCCUCGAAAACUUAUCAUCACUUCCCUUGGAAGCCGAUGCUUUAGAAAUUUCACUUCGCGAACUCACUUUGCUUCAACAGUGGAUCAAAACCGAUUCUCCAUUGCCAACUUGUGAAAAAGGUAAUUCCCUACUCCGCAACGUGCAGUAUCCAGGAGAUCAAACAUCAUGUACAAAUGAGAGAUCAGAAUAUUCUGGAAGAUUCAGUAGUACUACUCCCGAUACACCAAGAAAGCGAGGAAUUCUGUUUAGAAAACGGAAUCAAAAAACUAUUAGAGCAACCGGAAACGUCCAAAGUGACAUCUGA